Cooperia oncophora is the source of this 432-nucleotide messenger RNA. The record is from the annotation of a GenBank genome assembly. NCBI's taxonomy places the organism in Eukaryota, Metazoa, Nematoda, Chromadorea, Rhabditida, Trichostrongylidae.
AUGCGCAGAAUAUUUGCGUCAGAAGAGGAUCUGAAAAGGUCAAUUUCGUCUUUACACACAUUACAAAAUGGCCACUUUGAAAAAUAUGUAGAUCGACUGGAGGGUAUCCUUCCGGACCUAUUAAAAUGGGACCGAUUGGACAAUCUAGCAGACGAUUUAGGGAUGGAUCGUGUUUUAUGUCAUGGAGACUUCUACCCUAUGAACACCCUUUGGAAAAAGGACGAUGAAGGGUUUAACUUGGCUGCUGUGAUAGAUUAUCAGCUUGCGCAUUUCGGAUGUUCUGCAACCGACCUUGCUCUCAUUCUCAUCACAUUCCUCAGCGGAGAGGACAGGCGAGCACACUGGGAAGAACUUCUGGAAGAUUUCUAUGGCUAUCUGAAAGAAGAAGUAGGCAACAGAAAAAUGCCCUACACGUUGGAGAAGGUAAUGUGA